Sebastes umbrosus (honeycomb rockfish) is the source of this 9563-nucleotide messenger RNA. It is a transcript of the gene chd2, whose product is annotated as chromodomain helicase DNA binding protein 2. Bases 2813 to 7951 code for a protein of 1712 amino acids. Lineage: Eukaryota; Metazoa; Chordata; Actinopteri; Perciformes; Sebastidae. The transcript is spliced from 43 exons. Gene Ontology annotation, cellular component: chromatin; nucleus. The record is from RefSeq and is a predicted model, not a curated record. Gene Ontology annotation, biological process: regulation of transcription by RNA polymerase II; nucleosome organization. Gene Ontology annotation, molecular function: ATP hydrolysis activity; ATP-dependent chromatin remodeler activity; DNA binding.
AUUCCUUCAUAACAACAAUAAAAAAACAACGUAAAAAUAGUUUUAUUAACGCCACUUAUUGUGUUAUAACGUUUCUAGUGUAUUUGUACGGUGUUUUGGGGCAUAAAGAAGAAGAGUUUCAGCUGCUAUACAGCUAGCUAGACGGGGCUGGAGAGAGGAAGUGGAGUUUGGCUUACGUUGAGAGCAAAGUGGGCAGAGCCGUUGAAGGAUAUGAGCUCAGGCAGAGAGGAGGACGACACACACAACACAACAGAACAGAGGAGCGAGGCGUCGAGAGCGGAGAGAAGACUGAAGAGCUCCGCAACGAUGCGGCCGAAAGACCCACAAAAAGACGACGAAAAUCGCCAAAAAAUGCCACACUUGGCCGGGGUAGAUGACGGCGGAUAGACAGACACGGCCCUGAGGAAAAUGGGUAUUCCCUUGAUGUUACGCUAAUUGCGUCAAAGAAGAAAAGCGAUCAUCUGGCCCAUGCUAAAUGGGUUGACAUUUAGCCACCAUGGAGUCGUGAAGUGACGGAUUCGUGUGAUUCGCAUUGCAGCGGAGAUUUCGGAGGCACGAGACUGGUGUGAAGAUUCUCGAAUUUUGAAAAAAAAGAAGACGGCUCUACGCCAUUCAACUGGAUAUUGCUGAAGUGGAGACAGCGUUGUUUAACGUGAAGAUGGCAAAGUGAUUUGGCAGUUAGCCGAAUUUUGACAAGAUGAAACCUUUUUUCUGACAGGACUUUGACGUUUUCAUUUUUAUUUUUUUACGACAACACGGACACUGGAACAAUUUUGUGGACUUGAAAAAAUUGCAAUGUUGUUUUUGGGAAACACAAAAUCAGCCUUUGUACAUUUGAUAUUCAAAUGUUGUUUUUAAAUAAAGUGUAUGUCAUCGUACUUUUUCCUGGCUUUGUUUCAGUUUCAUUAGCUAAUUAACCAGAAAAUCACAAGAGGAUAUUUGGCGUAAUAUUUUGAUAACGUUGGAGGUCCAUUAGCUCGGCUGUUGGUUUUAAUAUUCCGUACAACAAAUUAAUUUGGUUAGCAACGACUUUAUGUCACCACUCAUUAAGGUUUGCUAAUUUAUAAGCUAGAACCAAGUGCUUACGGUAAACUUCGUACUGGGUCGAUGAAUCUCCUAAAGUAAUGCUCUCUUUUAACAAUCAUCAUUCGAUUGGUUGAGAUAAAGAGAAUGAGUCAGUCCCAUUUGGAAAAUCUUAAUUUUAUCAAUUAAAACAGUUGAAGAAUACAAUCCUUUUACAUUGCAACUAGAAAAGGUUUUUUAGUCUGAAAUGAAACAAAAAUGGUUUCCAAAGACUCUCUAAAAUGGCUCCCGGUCGUCCUUCUUCCUGUCUGAGCAGGAAGUGAUGCAAUUGGUGCAACAUAAAAUAAUAUACUUUUAAAGCCUCUCAGUAUCUUUAACCUUUUUUAUAUGAAGUGGCAAGUAAAAGGUCUCAACUUCAAGCAGCCUAGGGGGCUGGAUAAAAUAAAUACUAAAUUUAUAUAUUAAAAAGCAACAUUUAAACAUAAUAAAAGGGGUGGGACUUAACCAUCACCUGAGUGUGUGGGGUAAAUGGAAAUAACGUCAAUCAAAGGCAAAGCUUUCAGAGCUAGGAAGGAGCUCUAGAUGGCGGCUGAGCCUUGGGAAGGGUGCCAUGGGCUUUCGUCGGACCGUUUCUCUUGCACCGUUUUUCGACCCGAGACCGCUUUAUUUUGAUUAUAUUUGAAGUGUGACCGUACCGCGUGUGUUUUAACGAGAAUUUAGACGUUUUUGCGUGGUUUUUGGGCUGUUUUUUCGAUCCGAAACGAGCCCGUCUGUGCUGUUGCUGAGGGAGUAGCUUGUCGUUGUUUUCCAUACUGGGCUCUCUGGCAGCCAUGGCGCGCCUCCAUUUUUAGUGUGCUGCUUCGCCUCCUCUGUCGCUCUGAGUCUGUCAUCUAAUGCAGACUUUAAAGGCCUAAAAGCUUUACAAAACAACUCUCUUUUUUUCUAAUUUAAUGUUAAGUUAUUAUUCUUUUUAUUUUUAUUCGAUUUGCUUAAAACCCUGUUAUAUAUAUAAAUAUAUAUAGCGUGAAUUUAAUAGUUCAUUUAUAGGGUUACCACCUUUUCUUCACAUUGUUUACAUUGUGCAGCUUAUAAUUUACUGAUUUUCUUUCCAUCCUUUAAAUCUUUAUUUUUCUUAUCCCUUCAUGUGAUGACGCAGUUGGAAUUAAUUGCAUGCGGCUUGAUCCGAUAUUGAAAAAAGACAUUACGUUGGAUAUUUAACGUAUUUGUAUCAUUUUUCCUGAGCAAUAUUUUUUUAGAUUAGCGAUGUAAAUAAUGAUACUAAGAUCUGUCGAUUUAAUGCCUUUUUUUUUCUUAACUCGUGUCGCACCGCCUGGUUUUUUUUUUACUGCCACCUGAGCAAAGCCAAAUCUUAUGGGACUUUUAUGAUAGGUCUCUAACUUUUUGACAGUAAAAUACCAGGACAAAAAGAAAGCUUUUUCCAGGAUACUACCAUGAUGAAGAAUAAAAGUGACAAACAAGAGGAUGAAGGAUCGACUCAUAGCAAUGCAUCAAGAUAAAGACACAGAGACGUUUGGAUACUAAAUGCAGCAACUCAGCCUCAGAGGAAUCCAACCGCUCUGCGUCGGAGUCCGGAAGUCAGUCAGAGAGCGAGCAUGGCAGUGAGAGGAGGAGAUCCCACAACUCCGAGUCAAACAGCUCCUCAGAGUCAGAGUCACACUCACACUCAGAGUCAGGGAGCGAGUCGGCAGAGUCCAAGUCACAGCAAACCUCAGCAGAAGUGAAAGACAAGCCAGUUAGAAAGAAGGAGCGCCUGGCCGAUGUGAAGAAGAUGUGGGAUGAACAUCCAGAUGUGUAUGGGGUCAGGAGGUCAAAUCGCAGUAGACAGGAGCCGGCUCGUUUAAACAUCGGCGCUGGGGGUAGCAGUGGCUCUGAGAGUGAAAGUCCCAAGAGAAAAACCCGGGCCAAGAAAAAAGAAAAUAUCUGGAAUGACUCAAAUGAUGAAGACGAGGAGGAGGAGGAGGAGGCUUCCGAGAGUACAAACAGUGAGCAGGAAGAGAAAAAAGUUAGAUCCAGACGACUUCCUGCUAGAAGACCUCAGACCAAAUCAUCAUCCAAAAAACAGCCGUCUCAAAAAAGCAGGAAGUCCAGGAAACAGGACUCGUCUGCUGAAGAAGACGACGAUGAUGAUGACGACGACGAUGAUUAUGACGACGAUGACGACGACACUCAAAAGAGACAGACUCGAAGAAGGGGUGCAACAAAAGUGAAAAGUUAUAAAGAGGACCAACAUGACUUUGAAACAGACUCUGAUGACCUGAUUGAAAUGACGGGGGACGCAGGCGAGGAGCAGCAGGAUGACGACAGCGAGACCAUUGAGAAGGUUAUGGACACCAGGACGGGCAAAAAAGCAGCCACGGGGGCUACCACCACUGUGUAUGCUGUGCAGGAAAACGGGGACCCAAAUGAGGGCUUUGACCCCGAGAACGAUGAAGGGGAGACUCACUUUCUUAUCAAGUGGAAGGGCUGGUCCUACAUCCACAACACGUGGGAGAGCAUGGACACUCUGGUGCAGCAGAAGGUCAAGGGACUGAAGAAGCUGGACAACUUCAAAAAGAAACACGAUGAGCUCACUUCAUGGCUGAGGAGGGUGUCCCCCGAGGAUGUAGAGUUUCAUAACUGCCAACAGGAGCUCAUAUCCGACUUGAACAAGCAGUUUCAGUUUGUGGAGCGCAUUAUUGCAACUAAAACAGGAAAGACACCAGGAUCCAUUGACUUCCCCUCUCAUAGUCACAAGUUGCCAACCUCCGACGAGCCAGAGUAUCUAUGCAAGUGGAUGGGCUUGCCGUAUUCAGAGUGCAGCUGGGAGGACGGAGCUCUGGUUAGAAAGAAGUAUCAGCCCUGCAUCGACAGCUUCACCAACCGAAUCUCCAGUAAAAACGUCCCCUCUAAAGAGUGCAAGGUGUUAAAGCAAAGACCAAGGUUUGUUCCUCUGAAGAAACAGCCAUCAUAUAUCGGAGAUGAAAACCUUCAGCUGAGAGAUUAUCAGCUGGCUGGGUUGAACUGGUUGGCUCACUCCUGGUGCAGGUGCAACAGUGUCAUCCUCGCUGAUGAGAUGGGGCUGGGAAAGACCAUCCAGACCAUCUCCUUCCUGUCCUACCUGUUCCAACAGCAUCAGCUGUACGGACCCUUCUUAGUGGUGGUGCCUCUGUCCACGCUCACCUCCUGGCAGAGGGAGUUUGACACCUGGGCGCCGCACAUGAACGUAGUGGUCUACCUCGGUGACGUCAUGAGCAGGAAAUCGAUCCGUGACUACGAGUGGGUGAACCAUCAAACCAAAAGAAUCCGUUUCAAUGCGCUAUUGACCACUUACGAAAUUCUACUUAAAGACAAGGGGGUGCUUGGGAACAUCAACUGGGCGUUCUUGGGUGUGGAUGAAGCUCACAGGCUGAAGAACGACGACUCCCUGCUGUACAAAACGUUAAUGGAGUUCAGGUCCAACCACAGGCUCCUCAUCACUGGCACUCCGCUGCAGAACUCCCUCAAAGAGCUCUGGUCGCUGUUGCACUUCCUCAUGCCUGACAAGUUCGCGUCCUGGGAGGAUUUUGAGGAUGAACACGGGAAAGGAAGGGAAAACGGUUAUCAGAGUCUUCACAAAGUCCUCGAGCCCUUCCUCCUGCGGCGCGUCAAGAAAGACGUGGAGAAAUCUCUCCCUGCCAAAGUGGAACAGAUCCUCCGCGUAGACAUGACGGCACAGCAGAAACAAUUCUACAAGUGGAUUUUAACGAGGAAUUACAGAGCUCUUUGGAAAGGCACCCGAGGCAGCUCCUCCGGCUUCCUGAACAUCGUUAUGGAGCUCAAAAAGUGCUGCAACCACAGUUUCCUCAUUAAACAGCCGGAUGAUGUAGAGAAUGAAACACAAAAGGAACACCUGCAGAGUCUCGUGAAGGGCAGCGGGAAGCUGGUGCUGCUGGACAAGCUGCUGACCAGACUCCGAGAAAGAGGCAACCGAGUCCUGAUCUUCUCCCAGAUGGUCAGGAUGUUGGACAUUCUGGCUGAAUACCUUGCCAAGAAUCGCUACCCAUUCCAGCGGCUGGACGGCUCCAUAAAGGGAGAAAUCCGAAAGCAAGCACUUGACCACUUUAAUGCAGAAGGCUCAGAGGACUUCUGCUUCCUGUUGUCCACCAGAGCUGGAGGUUUGGGCAUAAACUUGGCCUCAGCAGACACCGUCGUCAUCUUCGACUCUGACUGGAACCCUCAAAACGACCUGCAGGCUCAAGCCAGGGCUCACAGGAUCGGCCAGAAGAAACAGGUGAAUAUUUAUCGACUGGUCACCAAAGGGACAGUGGAAGAGGACAUCAUCGAGAGGGCAAAGAAGAAGAUGGUGUUGGACCAUCUCGUCAUUCAGAGAAUGGACACCACUGGUCGAACUGUACUGGACAACAACAGCUCUGGAAACACAUCAAAUUCAAACCCAUUCAAUAAAGAAGAACUGACUGCCAUCCUCAAGUUCGGAGCAGAGGAGCUUUUCAAAGAGGCAGAAGGAGAGGAGUCUGAACCACAGGAGAUGGAUAUUGAGGAGAUCCUGAGGUUGGCUGAAACAAGAGAAAGUGACCAGGGCUCAAGUGCUACGGACGAACUUCUCUCUCAGUUUAAGGUGGCCAAUUUCUCGACCAUGGAAGAGACCACUCCUGAGUUUGCGGACAAGCCCGGACGGGAAUGGGACGAUAUCAUCCCCGAAGAGCAGCGACGCAAAAUCGAGGAGGAGGAGAAGCAGCGGGAGAUGGAUGACAUCUUCAUGCUGCCCAGAAGCAGGAGCUCUAACAAGAGGGCUCAGGCCAAUGACAGCGACAGUGAUGUGGGCUCCAAGCUGAAGAACCGCUCCUCAGGCUCCGAGAGUGAGACUGAUGAUAGCGAUGACGACAAGAAGCCAAAGAAGAGAGGCCGACCCAGAGCCCGCAAAAACAACGUGGAGGGUUUCACAGACGCAGAGAUCCGCAGGUUCAUUAAGGCAUACAAGAAAUUUGGAUCUCCACUCGAAAGGUUAGAGGCCAUCGCCCGAGACUCUGAGCUGGUUGACAAAUCCAUAGCUGACCUGAAGAGACUCGGUGAGCUGAUUCAUACUAGCUGUGUGACUGCAGUGCAGGAGCACGAGGAACACCUUAAAGAGAACCCAGUUGAAGCCAAAGGUCCUGGGAAACGGCGAGGAAUUAACAUCAAGAUCUCAGGAGUGCAGGUCAACGCGAAGACCAUCAUCCAGCACGAGGAAGAGUUUGAGCCGCUGCACAAAGUGGUGCCCUCCAAUCCCGCUGAGAGGAAUAAGUUUAAUCUGACAUGCCGGGUCAAGGUAGCCCACUUUGAUGUGGACUGGGAUCUGCAGGAUGACGUUCAGCUCUUGCUCGGUACCUAUGAGCACGGCUUUGGCAACUGGGAUCUAAUCAAGACGGAUCCUGACCUUAAACUCGCUGAUAAGAUUCUCCCAGCGGAUCCAAGCAAGAAGCCUCAAGGCAAGCAGUUGCAAGCGAGAGCCGAGUAUCUCCUUAAGCUGCUGAAGAAAGAGCAAGACAACGCAGACCAGUCUAAAACAGGGGAGGAGGUCAAAGUGAGGAAGAGGAAGCCUCGGGUGAAGAAGGAGAAGAUUCUCAAGGACGAGCUGGGCAACGACAUCUCCUCCCCACGCCUGUCUGACAACCCGUCAGAGGAGGGCGAGGUCAAGGAUGAUGGAACAGAGAAAUCCCCCGCUAAGAAACGACCAAAGAAAAAGGACAACAAAGAGAACAAAGUAAAACAGGGAACUCCUAAGAAGGAGAAGGACGGGGACAAAGAAAAAAAGGGCGCCAAGCCCAAAAAAGAAAAGGCUAAAGCAGCCAAAGGGAAGAAGACUCAAGGUCCAGUCCACAUAACGGCCGGGUCUGACCCCGUUCCCAUUGAAGGAAAUGAUGACGAUGAGCUCGACCAGGAGACUUUCAGUAUUUGUAAGGAGCGCAUGAGGCCGGUGAAAAAGGCCCUGAAGCAGCUGGAUAAACCAGACGAGGGUCUGUCUGACCAGGAGCAGCUCCAGCACACUCGCACAUGCCUACUGAAGAUUGGAGACCGCAUCACCGAGUGCCUUAAAGCCUACAGCGACCCCGAACAUGUCAAAAUAUGGCGAAGAAACCUCUGGAUUUUUGUGUCCAAGUUUACAGAGUUUGGUGCGAGGAAGCUUCACAAGCUUUACAAGAUGGCACAGAAGAAGCGAUCACAUGAAGAAGAGAAGGAGCAGAAGAAGAAGGAGGAUCCCGGGAGGUCGAAAAACUUCAGACCAGAUCCCAGUGGCUCCAGUCGAGACUCGACGGGUACUCAGUCGUCCUCCAAGCCUGGAUCUCACUCCGGUCAGCCAGGUCCCCACGGACACCACAGAGAGCCGUACAACUCGGCUAAUAAGCGGCACUUUGGCAAUGAUGAUAGAGGAGACUGGCAGAGGGACCGUAAAUACAGUUACCCAGGUAACAGCAACCAGUCAUGGCAGGGAGACCGACAUCAUCCGUACGAUCGCUACAAGGAUCACUACGAUGACCGACGUCAACAUGGAGACUCGUACCGCAGCUCGGGCGGUUACCGCAACAACAGCUCCCCGCGAAAAAGGCCAUACGAGCAGUACGGCAACGACCGGGACCACAGGGGUCAUAGACCUUAUUAUGACAGGCAUUCAGAUCCCAAAAGAAGACGUCCUGAUGAAUUCCGUCCCAACUACCACCAGGGAAGAGAAGGCCCUCUUCAGGACUUCAGGAGGAUGCCGGAGCACAGGCCAGCAGGUCCGCCGGGGUCAGAGCACUACAGCAGACCCUUCCACCCCGACAAACCUCCUCCGCUGCUGGACCCCCGCUCCCCGCAGGCUCAGAAGUCUCCACAGGACUCCCGCUCCCCACCGGAGCGGCCCGUAGACCCGAAUGCCGCGGCAGAUCCUAACUGGAACAACAGGAAAGCAUAGAAGUAUACCAGCGCUGGCUGGCUAAGAACCUGAUCUGGGUGUUUUUUGUCCAGGGGUCAAAGCCACAUACAUGCUGCUGACGGACAAGUCUGGACUCGCCAAUCAUAAGCUCGCAGUUGGAAAGGGAAUCAACAUGUACCCUCUUUACCAGCAAAACUAUAUUGCUCCCCUCCCUGGUGACUGUGGCUGUGAAUGAUUUGUGCCCUGAAGGAAGAAGUUUGUUUUUGCUCCUGUCAUCUUCAAGAUGACAAACUAAAGCAAGCAUCUUUAUUUAAAUGAACUGACUCCAAUCAGUCGGCCACGGUGAGACUGAGCGGAGUGCUUAUGGAUGCUUAGUCCCAUGGACUAUUUUCUAAGGAGAGUUUAGGAUACAUGAACUGAUGACUGAUCUCAAUCCUAAAAGUGCCUGAAGGCUUUCUGCCUUUCUGAAUGGUAAAUGUAUGGGAUUAUUCCCAAAGAAAGCGUGACAUGGACAUUAUUUUUUUUUUUUUGUGUUUCGCUUUAAGUAUUGCAAAAACGAUGUCAUGAGAAGAUUUCAAUACAAAAGAAUGUGUUCAUCAUGUUGCACCUCCGAAAAUGUUUAUCUUGAACAUGUAGCUGAACUGAAUCACCAUGUGGGUUAAUAUGGUGGCGGCCUACUUCUUAUGAAAUGUUGAAUGAUCACUGAAGCCAGUAUGUUUUCGUGUAAACACUCAGAAGGUUUGGAAAAAAGGUUUUUAAGCAAAUCCAUUUUUUUGCUCACCUGUACAAAUAAUCAUUAUUUCUGUAAUUGUGUAGUUAUAUAAAUCAUUGCAAUCCUCUUGCUUUGUUCACUUUAACCACUUUCCCUCUUAGUAGGCCCGAUGAAUUGGAAGCUUUGUAAGCAGUAUUUAUUGCAAUGGCUCAUAACACUAUGACUUAGAACAAUCCUUUAUUUUUGCCUUUCAGUGUUAAGAAUGGCACUUUAGUGUAGCUUCAUUAAUUCAUCUUUCCACCUUCAGUAUGUAAGUAAUCGAUUAUGUCUGAAAAUACUAUGUGAUGAAACAGUUUCUUUCCUUCUCUAUGGUUUUGGUAGGUUGUUUAAAGGGUUAUCAGGAAAGUCGCUGAUGACAUUUCAUUAUUUUUAUUACCUUUUGGUCACUUUUUUUCCUGUGCCAAACCUGCUCUGGCCCUCAAUUGUUUUGUUUUUUUACGCUUCUCCAUUUGUGCCUUAUUUAUGUGUGUAUUAUCAUACUGUAUAUCGUUCAUGGACAGUACUGGGGGCCUAUAGCGCAGGCAGGAUGUAGUAUUACACUCUCAUUUUAAGGAAAUAGCUCUGAAUGAACUGGUUAAGGGACCACGUGUUCUGGUAAUCAUCAUGUGGUUUCCAAAAAGAGUUGAUGAUAUGAGGGGAAAAAAUAACAUAAAUAUAAAGAAAUCAUGUGUGUGUGUUUCGUCCGGGGCACUCAGCCGACCUGUUGCAGUGAACAGCCAGCGCAUCUUUUCUUCCACGUUAAGCGAGCUACGUGUUCCUGUAUCAUAUGUUCUUUCAGAAAGUCUAAAUAAUUUAUAUUUGUGACAAAACCACUCUUCAUGAGAAAUGUGCUGUACAUAUGUUUGGACAUAUGUAAUAAACUUUGUUACACAAUGAAAA